AUGCAUGUCUCUACUGAUGGAAGACUAAAUGUUCAAAGUGAAUAUCUUCAACGCUUCAACAACAUUGUUGCCCAAAAGAAAAGGGUUUCUGAGCUGUGUGAUAAAAUUGACAAAAAGAAGUUUGGAGAAGUUAUUGGUCGAAGAUCUGUGCUUGAUCCCAUUAUCAAUGUCAUGUGUACUAAACCCAAGGAUGAAUCACUGAAGAUUCAUCUGGUCAGAAUGAAGACAAAGUAUGAAUACAUUGAAGUUGUAUUUUCUCGUGAGUUAGUCAAAUACGGCUACAACGAAUGGAUCCAAAUUCAGGAGAUUAUUGGUAAAUAA
Lactuca saligna is the source of this 321-nucleotide messenger RNA. The record is from the annotation of a GenBank genome assembly. Lineage: Eukaryota; Viridiplantae; Streptophyta; Magnoliopsida; Asterales; Asteraceae.